This is a messenger RNA of Penicillium robsamsonii, 1644 nucleotides long. Its product is annotated as cytochrome P450. Gene Ontology annotation, molecular function: heme binding; oxidoreductase activity, acting on paired donors, with incorporation or reduction of molecular oxygen; monooxygenase activity. The record is from RefSeq and is a predicted model, not a curated record. Lineage: Eukaryota; Fungi; Ascomycota; Eurotiomycetes; Eurotiales; Aspergillaceae. The transcript is spliced from 4 exons. Bases 1 to 1644 code for a protein of 547 amino acids.
AUGCCCACUAAUCUAGCGGAUUUGGAUUCCAAUACAAAUCUCUUCAGGCUCGCCCUCAUUGCAGGCAUCACAUCACAUGUUGGGUAUUUCCUUCAUGGAGAGCAUCACAGAGGCUGCUAUCAAGUUGUCAAGACAUACUUUGCUCUUGAAAUAAUCCUCGCUGGUCUUCUUAUCCGAAAGAAUGGUCAUGAUCUCACAACAUCCGCCAUCCAGGCGGCGAUCGUGACCGCUGCAUACUUGCUGGGCCUUUUUGGGGCCAUGGGUCUAUAUCGAGGAUUCUUCCACCCUCUUCGGCGGAUUCCAGGGCCUUUCCUGGCUCGAUUCUCCAAUUUAUAUCACUCCUCUUUGCUGGGGAACUCGGAUAACUAUCGUGUUAUGUACAAUCUGCACAAAGAACAUGGUCCGAUUGUACGAACUGGCCCUUCAAAUUUGAGCCUGAAUUCCCCAGAGGCAGUUCAGUUAUUAUACGGACCAGACUCGCAGUGCGGCAAGACUGCGUGGUAUGAAGUUUCACUACCAUUGCAGAACUUGCACACUGUCCGCGACAAAAAGGUGCACGAGACCCGUCGGAAAGUCUGGGCUCGUGCAUUCUCACCAAAGGCAUUGACCGAAUACGACGGACGCAUCGCCGAGUACUCGGAUUUGCUAUGUCGGCAAAUUGCGGAUCUAAAUGGAAAAUCGUUUAACGCAACCCGCUGGUUCAAGUACUACGCAUGGGACGUGAUGGGUGAGCUUGGCUUCGGCAAGGGAUUCGAGAUGCUGGAAAACGAAAAGAACCGCCACGUACCUGAGCUCCUCGAGGAGGGGAUGGCCCACAUCGCACAGCUACAAGUCGUCCCUUGGCUAGUUAUCCUACUGCACAAACUCCCUUUCGCUGCUAAAGGCCCCAAACAAUUCGCAACUUUCUUCACCGAACAAGCUAUGCGUCGCGUCAAGGAGCCUCCUGCUAAGCCAGACGUGCUGAGAUAUCUGGUCGACCACUAUAACAACAGCCCGAAGGCAGAUUCUGACUUCCAGUGGCUCCGUGGCGAUACCCGGCUCUUUGUCGUCGGUGGAAGUGAUACCACUGCAUCGACCUUGACGCACAUCAUGUACUAUCUUGCUAGCCAGCCGGGGCAACUCGCGAAACUGCGCGCCGAGGUUGAGCCACUCUUGGUAGGCCGUACUACCCUGGACCCUAAGGAUGUCGGCGAGGCCAAGCAUCUGAAUGGUAUCAUUCACGAAGUCCUCCGGUUGCACCCUCCUAUCCCCUCUGGCUUCCCGCGACUCACGCCUAAGGAGGGUAUUGUGGUUGAUGGCACCUAUAUCCCCGGAGAUACGACUGUGACGGUGCCCCUCUGGGUGAUGGGACGUUCUGAGGAAGUCUACGAGUCCCCUCUCGAGUUCAUCCCCGAGCGCUGGUAUUCCCGGCCAGAAAUGAUCAAACAUAAGAAUACGUUUGCUGCCUUUGGUCUUGGUCCUUACGGAUGCAUCGGUCGAGCAUUGGCGCUCAUGGAAAUGCGUAAUGUGAUUUGCCAUAUUAUUUCUCGUUUCGAGUCUAUUGAGAUGGCGCCGGGUGAGGACGGUUCCCCGCUGAUGAGCAUGACCAAGGAUCACUUCACGAUGGGUAUUCAGGGGUUCCAAAUGGUUUUCAAAGCCAAAUAG